Messenger RNA from Urocitellus parryii (Arctic ground squirrel), 1142 nucleotides. RefSeq names its product C1q and TNF related 2 (gene C1qtnf2). NCBI's taxonomy places the organism in Eukaryota, Metazoa, Chordata, Mammalia, Rodentia, Sciuridae. The record is from RefSeq and is a predicted model, not a curated record. Gene Ontology annotation, molecular function: protein binding.
GGGAAAACUAUGCUGGGGCCGAGUGGGCGCUGCUGCCGCCGCGGGAGGCGGGACGCCCAGCGCCGCCGACAGCUUCCUCCGUCGGACGCCCCUGGACGAGGCCGGGGCAGAGAGGGUGACCACCAUGAUCCCCUGGGUGCUCUUGGCCUGUGCCCUCCCCUGUGCAGCCGACCCACUACUUGCUGCCUUCGCACGCAGGGACUUCCAGAAGGGCUCCCCUCAACUCGUCUGCAGCCUGCCUGGCCCCCAGGGCCCACCUGGCCCCCCAGGAGCCCCAGGGCCUUCAGGAAUGGUGGGAAGAAUGGGUUUUCCUGGCAAAGACGGUCAGGAUGGCCAGGACGGGGACCGGGGGGACAGCGGAGAAGAAGGUCCACCUGGCCGGACAGGUAACCGGGGCAAGCAAGGGCCAAAGGGCAAAGCCGGGGCCAUUGGACGGGCUGGCCCUCGUGGCCCCAAGGGGGUCAGCGGUACCCCUGGAAAGCACGGCACUCCAGGCAAGAAGGGGCCCAAGGGCAAGAAGGGCGAGCCGGGCCUCCCAGGCCCCUGCAGCUGCGGCAGUGGCCGUGCCAAGUCGGCCUUCUCAGUGGCAGUGACCAAGAGCUACCCGCGGGAGCGACUGCCCAUCAAAUUUGACAAGAUUCUGAUGAAUGAGGGUGGCCACUACAACGCAUCCAGCGGCAAGUUUGUCUGCGGUGUGCCGGGGAUCUACUACUUCACCUACGACAUCACGCUGGCCAACAAGCACCUGGCCAUCGGCCUGGUGCACAACGGCCAGUACCGCAUCCGGACCUUCGACGCCAACACCGGCAACCACGAUGUGGCCUCGGGCUCCACCAUCCUGGCUCUCAAGCAGGGUGACGAGGUCUGGCUGCAGAUUUUCUACUCGGAGCAGAACGGGCUGUUCUAUGACCCCUACUGGACCGACAGCCUCUUCACGGGCUUUCUCAUCUAUGCCGAUAGGGAAGACCCCAACGAGGUGUAGACAGGGACCUCCGGGCAGGGACCGAGCUUCUGGAUUUCUGCCUACAGAGCAAGACCCCUCAACUGUAGGCUGGGUGCUGGGAAUCUCAGGAGCUUCUAGCCUCAGGCUGACCUCCUCUGCUUUUUUUUUUUUUAAUCAUUAAAUCUAAGCUUUUUUAUUC